Tachysurus vachellii is the source of this 3215-nucleotide messenger RNA. RefSeq names its product cyclin-dependent kinase inhibitor 1D (gene cdkn1d). Gene Ontology annotation, biological process: regulation of mitotic cell cycle; signal transduction by p53 class mediator. NCBI's taxonomy places the organism in Eukaryota, Metazoa, Chordata, Actinopteri, Siluriformes, Bagridae. The record is from RefSeq and is a predicted model, not a curated record. The transcript has 3 exons. Gene Ontology annotation, cellular component: nucleus. Gene Ontology annotation, molecular function: cyclin-dependent protein serine/threonine kinase inhibitor activity. Bases 165 to 638 code for a protein of 157 amino acids.
CGGUGGGUCGGUUCUUAACGCGCUCAGCUCAAUAACAAACAAACCAGAAGGCGACGUGUUCACUUUCUUACAGCUUGUCUGGAUGACAGACACCGUAACGGCAGCUUGUUGAAAAGUAAUUUUUUGUUCUAAAACACCAGAUUUGAAUCCACUGCUCCGGUGAAAUGGCUACGACUUCAACUCAGUACGACCACAUGGAGCUUGAAGUAGUUGAGGAGGGAGUUAAACCACGGGGCAUGACUGUGCGGCGGAACCUCUUCGGCCCGGUGGACCACCAGCUGCUUCAGCAGGACUUCCACAGGCUCUUGUGCAUGAGUAUGGAGGUGGCCAAGCAGCGCUGGAACUUUGACUUCGAGAGCGAGCGUCCUAUCCCUGGCUCAGUGGAGUGGGAGGAGAUGCAGUGCCAGGAUGUGCCAGCCUUCUACCACAGUUGUGUGGUGAGGACGGGUAAACGCAGUCUGGAGGUUCCCAUCAGUGCUGGUGGAACUUUGGCAUACAGAGGAGAUGAUUUGAAAAAGAGAGUAGUCAAAUACAGACAAGCUUCUAUCACAGACUUCUUUACCGUGAAGAAGAGGAGGUUUCUUCAUUCUAAAGUCUCAGCAAGGCAGCAAGAAGAGAGUAGACACUUACGCAGCUGAAGAUCAUCUCAACUCCUCACUGUGUAUGUAAAUGUACAUACAAUAUCAGCAGUUAUAGAUAUUAUUGGUCUAUGGGGUUUCAACAAAUUAAGACGCUUAAAGUAUACUGUGAAGGUACAGAAAUGCACUCCAGAAAGAACACUUUCAUUAAUAACUUGACAACAGUCAAGUUGCAACAGUUUUAUGUCCCACCCUGUGUACUAAAUUCCAGUAUCAUUUGGGUCAUUUUGAGUACUUUUGUGAAUAAAGCCUUAUGGCUCAUUUGGUUAUAAAACAACCAAGGAUAAAUAUUACGUCCAGAGACUUAAAACGGUUAGUCUUGCUGUUAUGAAACUUGAUUUAUGCAUCUUGUACUUGUUUGGGUGAAAAAAAAAACAAUGAGCGCCUUACUGUGUGUAUUCUAUAGAUAAAUAUUACUUACUACUUAUUUAUUCUUUUUCAUGUAAGAAAACAUAUCAAUAGAACACCUGAGAAAAAGCUGAACAUAUAGACGUAUAUCUGACGUAUAUCUGAGCCAUGGCCUUAUUUUGUAUGUGAUUUAAAGAAUUGUUCAUGGGGGAAAAAGUUGUGUCAAGUAAUAAUCACUCUUACCUCAACAUGGUCACUGAGCUGAUUUUAGAAGGCAUGUGACCCGACCUCUGAUCCCUGGUGCAUACCUGAGUUCCACUUUGUAAACAUUUUACUACUUCACUGUUCAGUGCAAAAUUUGUUUAAGACUCUCAAACAGACUGUAUUUAACUACACAAGUUACCAGUUACCUCACUGACUACAUAAGAAAUCAAUACUGCCUACAUGGGAAGAGUUGCCUUGUAUUAUCCAUUAUACCAGUUCUUCUAAACUACAUAGUUUUGAAGGCAUUGGGUAAAAUGGCAAGACUUUUUUUUUUUUUUUAAUUCUUUUAUUGUGCAUUUUAUCAAUAUGGCCUUCUUUUAUUAACAGUGUACAAACAUUAGUUGUGCCUUUUUGCCUUUAGUUAGCUCGAAAUGUAUAGUUGUAUAGACAAAGAAUAAUAUCUGUUGUAUUAACAGCAAUAACGCACAAACCUUAUUCGGACUGUAUACAUUUAUUUUUGAGAUUUAAUCAUGUAGCAUUUUAGCUCAGUUUUUAGUUCUGUUAUAACACUUUUGGUUCAGAAUCUAUUUCAAGAAACCAUGGUUUUGAUCGCAGUGGAUUGAAUUGUAAGAGGAUGUAGAACUGUUUAUAACUCUUUAUAACAGACUUAUAAAGCAAUGCUUAACAUAUAAAUAGCAGGGAAGAAUCUUCAAUUGUUUGUUCACAGUGUUUGCUGAGUGUUUGUAUGUAAUUGUUUCAUUCCACCACAUUCAUUGAUUUUGAAAAGGCAGCUUAAGAAAAUAGCCAAAGAUUUGCUCCAAAUAGUAUCAAAUAUAAGCAACGACCAACUGCUGUAAAAGAAAAGGGACAAAGCCACUAGUUUUAACCAGCUGUAAAAGCUCACAAAACACUCGUUUGGCCUUGUGGCAGUGGCACAGCUUUUAAAUAAAACACAUAUAUAAAUAUAUACACAUACAUUUUUUGACAGUCAGUAUGUCCUACAGCAGCUCAGCUUUUUUUGUAUUUGUAAAUAUUAUUGAAGAGGGUCAACUACCUCACAAGCAAUGAAGUGUUUAUUGUAUUAUCAGAAACCCUCCUGAUCCCAUCACCUCACAGAUGUAGAUAAAACAGGGGAUUUAUUCACCUCACUUUUGAGCCUUAAGCUAAUCAAGUCCUGUUUGAAUUGGGGCUAAUUUUUCUCUGCUUUCCAGGAAAUACUCAGAAAUGACUCUACACUAAUUGAACUGGCCAAAGCCUAAAUUUACCCCACACAGGACAUCUGAGACUGCACACUGCCACAUCCAGAUGCUUAAAGGCAUCAUUGUCUUCCAAAUAAACUUUUUGUUUAAAGACAGAGUAGUUAUUCGUUCGCUGAAGGAUCGUUCACCUCACUUUGAAAUGGUUUGACCGUAUUUUUUUCCCAUUUUUUACCAUAGACUUUCUGAGUGUUCUGUGCCAUGCUUGUUUUCAUUGUACUCAUCAUUUUUGUUUCAGAGCAACCUUAAAUGUUUAACUUAUUGGAAGAUAAUUACAUUUAAGGAUUACUUAACUAAUUUUUAAUUGUAUUAGCUUUGCACUAUUAAAUAUUAUUAUUGCAGUGUGUUAUAAUCUCCAGCGUGUUAAGAGGUGCAUUAAUAGGAAUUAACAUAGGCCAGGUCUGAGUGAGAAGUGUGAAUUUUUAUUCUUAAAUACAAACAUUCAUUUGGUUUAUUUUUGUGGGGUAUGACACAAAAAAGUACUUAUAAUUAUGAAAGUAAAUCAGUACCCUGUAUUUAUAAGUGAAAAGCAGCCAUGUAUACAUGGAAUAUCUAAAAUACCUAAUUUAAUUGUAUUUUUGUUAUUUUUAUUUGAACGGAUUGAUAUUGAAAAGUGUUUCGUUUCCAAAUCAAAAAUGUGGAAUUUUGUUUAAUUCUUCUCAGUUCCACCAAAUGUUUCUCCUUUUCUUGCAUAGUGUAUCUCACAUUGUGAAUAUGUUGCCAUGUUUAAAUCACAAAUUAUAAUAAAAGAUAUCCAUGUUUAUGUAAA